GCUACGGACACAUUUGACUGUGUACGGACAGGUUGGCGAUCCCUGGACUCCACCCACUGUAUCCAGUAUGUGUGCCUCCGUUUAGGAGUUUCUUCCUCACUUUAGGCGGCUGCUUCCAGGUUUCUUCUAGCUUAUGCUUAGGAAAGGACCGAUUUUAGCAUGUAUAGAUACGUAAGAAAUCUGAUUUGUACUUUAAGUUUUAUUCAUCAUUGCUUUAUGGACACAUCUCUUAAUAUAAAUGUUACAUUAGAACCGUACGAUUUGCUCUUCGACAAUGCACUGGAAGCUUAUUACAAGGGAGACUGGAUGUCGGUCAUCCUUAACAUGGAGCGGGCGCUUCUGAACAAGGGGGCAAUCCGACGUGUCAAGGCGCAUUGUCGCCUUACGUGUGCAAACCUGAACGCUUUCGGCGACCCAGUGCCGGGCUUGGGAUUUCCAGUACCGGGCAACGGUUCUGUGGAGGAUCUCAGCUUUUUCCAGAAAAUUUUAAAACGGGCUGACUGCGUAAAUUCAUGCGAAGCCGAAAAUUUGGGCCCACCAUCUAAACACAAAAUCAGCGAGGAAGUGGAACUUGAGUUUCAGAAAAGAACACCCUAUAACUAUCUACAAGUUGCCUACUUCAAGAUCAACAAGUUGGAUAAAGCAGUGGCUGCUGCCUACACAUUUUCUCUGGCCAACCCUGAGCACAUGGAAAUGAGGCAGAAUCUGGAGUACUAUAGGAUGAUGGCAGGAGUUCAGGAGAUCCACUUCAAAGAUCUGGAAGCAAAGCCCCACAUGUCAGAGUUCCUGCAAGGAAAAAAGUUUUACAGUUUGGAUGAGUUUAGCCUUGCAAUUGAGCACUUUGAGGCAGCAGUGGACGAAUACUUUGCUGCCGAUCUGGAAUGCCGUGCCCUCUGUGAGGGAAAUUACGACUAUGAUGGUUAUAACUACCUGGAGUACUCUGCUGAUCUUUUCCAGUCAAUGACAGAUCACUACAUGCAAAUUCUUAACUGCAAACAAAAUUGUGCCAUCGAACUAGCCGUCCUGCCGGGCUCUGAAAAACCUUUGGAAGAUUUCCUGCCAGCACAUUUCAACUACUUGCAAUUUUCAUACUUCAAUAGGGAGAAUUAUGAGAAGGCCAUUGAAUGCGCCAAAACAUACUUGCUGUUUCACCCAGAGGAGGAAGUCAUGAAUCAGAAUGUGGCUUACUAUUCUGCUGUUUUGGGAGAAGAGCAGGCUGUGGGCAUUUCUGCCAGAGAGGUGAUCCAGAAGCACAUUAUACAAUCUCUGUUGGAGAAGGAACUGCUGUAUUUUGGUUAUGAAGUUUUUGGAAUUGCAUUUGUUGAUCCGGAUUCAUGGACUCCUCCUGAUAUCAUGCCUCAGAAGCUGAGAGACAAACAGAAGACAGAGAGAGAGACAGCAGCUCGGAUAACAGAGGAAAUUGGCCAUCUUAUGAAGGAGAUUGAGACACUUGUGGAAGAAAAGACUAAGGAGUCAACUGACAUUGCCCAGAUUGUGCGAGAAGGUGGAAGUGUGCCGUUUGGUGAUAUCGUUGUGGCCAUGACAUCUAGAUCCUUGAAUGGGUCUCAGAGGGUGGUCUUGGAUGGGGUGAUAACCGAUGAUGAGUGUCGGGAGCUACACCAGCUGUCCAAUGCAGCUGCAUUAAAAGGUGAUGGCUACAGGGGGAAGCCCUCACCUCAUUCUCCUAGCGAGAUGUUCCAAGGAGUUACUGUCCUGAAAGCUGCAAAGAUGGGGCAGGAGGGGAAGGUCCCUCUCAAGAGUGCCCAGUUGUACUUCAACCUGAGUGAGAGAGUGCGCAAAGUUGUAGAGUCCUACUUCCGCUUAGAAACUCCACUUUAUUUCUCCUACACUCACUUGGUCUGCCGUUCCGCAUUUGAUGACAAGCAAGAAGGCCGUGAGGAUUUAAGUCACCCUAUACACGUGGACAACUGCCAGCUGAUAUCAGAGCUCAAUGAAUGUGUCAAAGAGCCACCUGCAUACACACACAGGGACUACAGUGCCAUUCUCUACCUGAAUGAUGACUUUGAAGGGGGUGAUUUCAUCUUCACAGAACUUGAUGCUAAAACCAUUACGGCCAAAGUGAAACCUCGUUGCGGCAGGGUCAUUGGCUUCGGAGCUGGGAAGGAGAAUCCCCACGGUGUGACGGCUGUCACAAAGGGCCAAAGAUGUGCUGUUGCUUUGUGGUUUACCCUAGACCCACGCCACAAUGAAAAGGAGCGAAUCCAGGCUGAGGACCUAUUCAAAAUGUUAUCUAGUCCAGUGGAUGCUGAUUUCCUUGAAGUGAAGAAAAAUAUCAAUGAACCAAUGGCCUCAGUCCCAGAAACUAUGGCAGGAGUGCAAUCCCAAGUUCCGUCUGAUGAAAUUAUUGAUCAACAGCCUGGUAAUCCAGUAGAUGAAAAAGGAAUGACGAAAGAUGCUGAAAAACCAGCAAAUGUACAGGGACAACAAGAACAGAAAAAGGUACGAAAAACAAAGGUCAAAGAGGCAGAAAAAGAUAAGCAAGCUGUAAAGCAGAUGGAUACACUGGUCAUUGCAAAUAUGGACAAACCAGCUGUUGACAGGAUGGAUGAACAGACUAUUGACAAAUCAGACAUUUCCAGAAACGAAAGCCGACAAAGGGACCAAACGCCAGUUGCAAAAGCUUUUACAGAUAAGAUCAGUGAAGAUUCUGGGACAAAACCAUCAGUAACAGACACAAACCAGUCAGGAUUAAAGAGCAAGGACACUCAGACUCAUAAGUCUGACUCCGAAGAGAAGAAGGAUGAGCUGUGAGGGUUUUGUUGUGUUUUUUUUUUUUUUUGGUUUUUUUUUUUUUGGUUUAAAUAGAGCAACAAUUUUUUUUGUACUUAUUGGCAAAUUUGAACCAUGUUUCUGACAUUAGAAAUGUUUUUGAAAUUAGAAACCAUUAGAAAUAUUUUAGGUUAUAUCCCUCAAGGAAUGGAGUGGAUAAAUGGAUACAUGGAACAGACAGUAUUGACAUAUAAAAAAAGAAUAAAGCCAUAAUUUCCCAUGAAUGUAUUGCUCCUGAUAAACACAAGGUGGCAGUGCAGACUGAACAUCUAAUUAUGUAAUUGGACAGUAAGAAAUCCAGAAACUGGGCAAUAAUAUAAAAAUUUUGUCAAAUUUCCUUGGCAUCAUUAAGAAAACAAAAUUUUUGACCUGUGUGUGUGUGUGUGUAUGUAUGUAUGUAUGUACGUGUGUGUGUGUGUGUGUAUGUAUGUAUGUAUGUAUGUAUGUACGUGUGUGUGUGUGUGUAUGUAUGUAUGUACGUGUGUGUAUAUAUAUAUGUGUGUGUGUAUGUGUGUAUAUAUAUAUGU
Brienomyrus brachyistius is the source of this 3317-nucleotide messenger RNA. RefSeq names its product prolyl 3-hydroxylase 1 (gene p3h1). Bases 160 to 2772 code for a protein of 870 amino acids. The record is from RefSeq and is a predicted model, not a curated record. The transcript has 15 exons. Gene Ontology annotation, biological process: collagen metabolic process. Gene Ontology annotation, cellular component: endoplasmic reticulum. NCBI's taxonomy places the organism in Eukaryota, Metazoa, Chordata, Actinopteri, Osteoglossiformes, Mormyridae. Gene Ontology annotation, molecular function: iron ion binding; procollagen-proline 3-dioxygenase activity; L-ascorbic acid binding.